GAGGCUGAGCAGGAAAGUGGGGGUGGGGAGGGAGAUGGUGGCCAGGGCUGACGGCAGGAAAGGGUGCUAAGGGACUAGAGCCCCCCUCCCAGGAUGCUCCAGGCAAAGUGGAGCCCCCACAGGAACCCCGAGUACAAAAGUCAGGAGCGCGCUGGGUGCGCCUGGGUGGGAGGCGGAGAGGUGGGCAGGCACACGGCCGCCGCUACCGCAGUACGCAGCAGCGGUGCAGUCCCUGGGUCCGCGCGUCCUUCCGGAGCGGCAGCAGGUACACAUGCCAUGAGGGUCGGGAGCCUGUCUGCUGUGGUCAGCACCGUUUCUCCAGGGCCUGGCACGUGGGAUGGUGCAGGUGACCUUCGAGGCCAGUGACCCGCAGACCGGCAGGAUGCGUGACUGGCACCAGAUUUUUGACCAGAACGUGCUGGUGCCUCCCCACCCACACAGAGCACGCCAGCCCUUAAAGGACUCGACGGCGUUUCAGUGCGUCCUGAAGUGGCUCGAUGGGCCGCUCAUUAAGCAGGGCGCGCUGGAGGUGCUGUCAGAGCUGGGGUGCCAUAUCCGCGUGUCUCUGUUCGAUGUCGCCUACCGCCACUUCUUCGGGAGGACAUGGAGGAGCGCAGCGAGGCCCGUGGAGCCGCUCCCCAGGCAGCCGUCCAGGAUCGUCCUGAAUGAGCCCGUGUACUUCCACACGUCCUUGAGCCACCCGAGCAUUGUGGCCGUGGUGGAAGUGGUCGCCCACGGCAGGAGACGGGACGGGACCCUCCAGAGCCUGUCGUGUGGGUUUGGGAUUCUUCGUAUCUUCAGCAGCAAAACGGAGUCUCCCCGCACAGCCUCCCAGGACAGACGGUUGAGACUGUAUCACGGCACCCCCAGAGCCCUUCUGCACCCCCAGCUGCAGGACCCCAUCGAACAGAGCAAGCACCUGACAGCCAUUGAGAGCUGCAGCCUGCAGUACGCGCUGCAGCCGCACCCGGCCCUGGAGCCCGCCUUCCACCUGCUGCCUGAGAGCCUGCGGGUUGGUCUGGCCGCCCAGGAACGGGGUCUGGUUGUUCCAGGUGACGCCCUCCGGAGGCCGCGCCUGCAGAAAUCGGUCACGUGGUACCUGGACGAGGUGUUCUUCACGCUGUACCCCUCCCUUGAGAAAUUCGAGGAGGAGCUUCUGGAACUCCUGAUCAGCGACCACUUCCGGGAGGGGGACGGCCCGCUGGACAGCAGUGCACUGGAGAUCGCCGAGCGGCGUCUGUGUGUCGGCGUGCACAACGGUUUGGGCUUCGUGCAGAGGCCGCAGGUCAUGGUGCUGGUGCCUGAGAUGGACGUGGCCUUGACGCCCCCCCUGCCCUGCCCCCGCCCUGUGUCCUUGACCAGCUCUGGAAACCAGGCUCUGGUCCUGAGGAGCCACCUCCGACUCCCCGAGAUGGUCCAUCACCCCGCCUUCGCCAUCGUCUUCCAGCUGGAGUACGUGCUAAGCAGCCCCUCGGGAGUGGACGGCAACGCGGCUCCCGCCUCCGCGCGCUGUCUGGUCUAUAAGGUGCCCCCCGCCAGCAUGAGCUCCGAGGAGGUGAGGCAGGUGGAGUCGGGGACCAUCCAGUUCCAGUUCUCGCUGAGCCCCGACGGACCCCCGGACACCCCAGGGCAGCCCCGGCCGGAGCGGCGGCCUUCGAGGAGGACGCCCACGUGCCCCACAACUGCCAGUGAGCUCAGCUACUCGCAGCUCCCGGCUAAAGGCCCGGGGAAGGUCCCGUUGGUGACAGCUCCCGGCUGCCUCCCAUGGCUGUCCUGCGAACACGGGCACGAGAACCAGAGCUGGGCCAAAGCCACGGACCACCAGCUCUGUCCUGCGUUGUUAACACAGCUCCUGUCCCCUGCCCUCGAGCUGCCCGUGCUGGCUUCUCCCAGGAAGGGCUUCUCCACGCAGGGGCCCGGGAGCGCCACGCUUCUCCUGGCCGAGGCAUUGCUCUGCCGGUUGGAGGGGGUGUCCGGGCAGGCCCUGCCCCAUGAAACUCACCUGCACUGUUUCUGUACCUUUCAAAGCGCCAUCCGGAAGGAGCCCGCGUGGCGGCAGAGGGUCAUCUCCGAGUCCCUGAUCUGUGUUCACCUGAAGUCGGAGCCUGUGGUGGCCCAGGAAGGAGCCCGUGUGGCGGCAGAGGCCCCGGAGGCAGCACUGCGACCUGGGGCCUCCUUCCUCGGUGUGAGCUGGGCGCAGCACGGGUGCGGCCAGGAGCAUGUUCAGGGCUCGCGGGACAGGCGGACACUGCGCAGGUCUCACCAGCUUUCUUCCCUCCAGUUGUCCCUGUCCCAGCUCGCAGCCUCCCCACCGUCCCCCACUCGUUGCCGCGCGGCCAAGCCCUCUUCCCAGCAGCCCGCCAGCUCCGAGCCCUUGGGGGCCCCGGCGGAGCUCCCCCUGGAGGGCGGGAUCGCGCACCUGGAAGCUGACCUGAGCCCCAUGCCCGUGAUCCCGGGGACCUGUGUCGCCGAGCAGUUGCAGGAGCUGCCCUUCGCCCCCGUGCACGCCCCCAUCAUCGUGGGGGCCCAGGCCCGGAGCUCCGGAGGCAGGCUCUCGCGGGCCUGCAUGGCGCUCCUGCAGGCUGCCGGCUUCCCCGAGAUCCUGGACGCCAGCCAGCAGCCGGUGGAGGCUGGCAGCCCGGCGGACCCCGUGAAGCUCAGCCUGCAGAGGGAGGAAGCCGACCGUCUCCGGGGCAGCGAGGUGGUGCUGCAGUUCCUCGCCUUCAGCAGGGUGCCCCAGGACGACCCGGGAACGCCGUGGCCGCGCACCGUGUAUUUCACCUUCCAGUUCUACCGCUUCCCGCCCGCCACGACUCCGCGGCUGCAGCUGCUCCCGCUGGACGGGGCCGGGAAGAGCCGCGCGGGCCCCCUGUCACACAUCCUUGUUCCCACCAGUCACCACGGCUCCGAUGCUGGGCCUCCGGGCUUCCAGCUGAGGUACCUGGUGGACCCCGGGUUCCUGAGGCCCGGCGAGCGGCGCUGGUUCACCCGCUACUUGGCCGUGCAGAGCCUGCAGGUGGACGUCUGGGACGGAGACUCCUUGCUGCUCAUCGGCUCGGCUGCCGUGCACCUGAAGCACCUCCUCCGCCAGGGCCGCCCGGCCGUGCAGGUCUCCCACGAGCUCGAGGUCCUGGCCACCGAAUACGAACAGGACGCGAUGGUGCUGAGUGGAGACGUGACUGCGUCUGGCAGCGUCAGGCCGAUCGGCGUCCACACGGUGGUGAAGGGCCUGCUGCACCUGACCUUGGCCAACGUGGGUCACCCGUGUGAACAGAGAGGGCGAGAGGCCAGCGUGCUGACACCUUCCAGGCUGCGGGUCAUCUCGAAUGAGGGAGCUGGCCGCUUCGACGGAGGCAGCCUCCUCAUGCGCGGGGCCCCGAGACGGGUGAAAAACGUGGUCCAGGCACUGAAGCUGGCAGAUGUGGACAGCGAGCUGGCCGCCAUGCUGCUCACGCCCCUGCCGCCGGGGAGCAAGGGGCCCCGGGGCGCCGUGCGGGAGGGGGACGCGGUUCGCAGGCGCAAGCUGGAGCGGAUGAGGGCUGUGCGUGCGCAGGAGGCCGGCAGCGAGCGGGGCUGCCGGAGGAGCGUGCUGGUGAGCACUCAGCAGAACGUCCGGGCUCAGCACGCGCGGGACCUGCAGGUCAUCGCCGCCUACCGGGAGCGCACCAAGGCCCAGAACAUCGCCAGCGCACUGAGCCUGGCCAUCACCGUGGAGCACACGCUCUACGCCUCGCUGGGCACCGCGGAGUUCUUCGAGUUCGCCCUCAGGAACCCCCACAACACGCCGCACACUGUGACCAUCGAGGUGGACAACCCUGAGCUCAGCCUCAUCGUGGACAGCCAGGAGUGGAGGCACUUGAAGGGCACGCAGUGGACCGUCCUGCAGGUGGACAGCAGUGCCUGCCCCCCAGGAUCCGUCCGUGACCCGCGGGUGCCGGUUGCUUUCCCACAGGCCUCUGCGGACCUGAGACCUGAGAAGGGCACGGACCCCAGAUCCCCUGUGAAGGACAGCGUGAUGCCCACCAGACAUGCCAAGACAGGCCCCACGCAGGGGCGGCCGAGCAGGAACUCAGUGUCCACACAGGGGCGGCGUGGAGGCCCGUCCCCUCCGCACCGGCCGCGCCUGUUGGGAGACACCUUUGUCUUGGUGUUUUCCGCUCCAGGUGCUCCCGUGGGGAAGCCCGGCGAGGCGCCCCCGGUCCACGUCCGCUGCAGUGACCCGCACGUCAUCUGUGAGACCCAGAAUACGGGUCCGGGGGAGCCGAGGGACGUGUUCCUGAAGGUGGCCAGUGGCCCGAGCCCGGAUGUCAAAAACUUCUUUGUUGUCAUUUACGUGGACCGCUGGCUGGCGGCGCCCGUCCAGAUCUGGCAGCGUUUUCAAUUGAGUCCUAAUUGGCCAUUGGGGGGCGGGGACACGUACACCCACAGCCUGUCCCAGAGUCGCCGGGAGGAGAUACUAAGUCUGAGUCAGUGCAGCCAGUCGCUCUGCUCAGCAGGCUGGCUGCGGUGGCCCGGCCCUGACGGAGCCCCGCCCUUUCUGCCGCACGCCGGCCACGUGGGCCCCGAGCAGGCGGUCCCCCAGCAGCGGGUCCCUGGGGGGCGGGUGCCGGAACCCCUCGUCCCACUCGCCACUCUGUUUCUGAAGAUGGACCCCAAAGGUGUCUUUGUGCUGCCGCCCCACGGGGUGCAGGACCUGCACGUGGGCGUGAGGCCCCGCCAGGCGGGCAGCCGCUUCGUGCACCUGAACGUGGUCGACGUAGACUUCCACCAGCUAGUGGCCUCCUGGCUCGUGUGCCUCUCCUGCCGGCCGCCUCUCAUCUCCAAGGCCUUCGAGAUCACCAUGGCCGCGGGGGAGGGGAAGGGCGCCCACAAGCAGAUCACCUACACCAACCCCUACCCCUUCCGCCGGGCCUACCGCCUGCACUGCAACCACCCCGACUUGCUGCAGUUCACGGAGGACACCUUCCAGGUCGCGGGCGGAGAGACCUACACCAUCGACCUGCGGUUCGCGCCCAGUCGGAGGGCCGGGGAGCGGGAGGUGCUCAUCCACAUCAACGACCACGAGGACAAGACCGAGGAGACGUUCUGUGUGAAGGUCGCCUACCGGUGAAGGUCGCCUACCGGUGAAGGUCGCCUACUGGUGAAGGUCAUCUACUGGUGAAGGUCAUCUACCGGUGAAGGUCAUCUACCGGCGAAGGUCGCUUACCGGUGAAGGAGCCUCCCCGGCCUCCAUGGGCCUCUCUGGGCCUCCAUGGCCUCCCCAGCCUCCC
Myotis davidii is the source of this 5270-nucleotide messenger RNA. It is a transcript of the gene NPHP4, whose product is annotated as nephronophthisis 4. The transcript has 35 exons. Gene Ontology annotation, biological process: negative regulation of canonical Wnt signaling pathway; protein localization to ciliary transition zone. Gene Ontology annotation, cellular component: ciliary basal body; cytoskeleton; ciliary base. NCBI's taxonomy places the organism in Eukaryota, Metazoa, Chordata, Mammalia, Chiroptera, Vespertilionidae. The record is from RefSeq and is a predicted model, not a curated record. Bases 338 to 5110 code for a protein of 1590 amino acids.